UAGGGGGUGAAAUCGCCGGUGGCGCUAGUCGUCGCCAAAGUAGCUCGUGCUCCGCUCCCGGCAACACUCCGAGACGGUCUGUCCCGAGCGGGCAUCUUCUUCGCGCCGCCGGCACUUUUGGGCGCUUCUUCUUUUUUCUCUUUCCUUCAAGCUCCACCACCGCUCCACGUAUUUUUUUCUUCUCCGACUUCUUCUGCUUCUUCCCCCUUCACCCCUCCGCCCACCUGUUGGCGCACGCCAGACAACGAACCGCGUGCACGGAUUUUGCCUGCAUACGCGAAAGUGUUUUUGUUUCUUGACCUGUGCAUCGGGUGACACUGUGUUCGGCACUGUUCCGUUGACCAAGAAAGAGCGGCGCUUGUUCCUCGCGGUGUGGACCGUUUGUACCGUCAUCCCAAGCACCCGCUUGUCCUCUUCGUGCUGUUGUUCGUCGGUGAGCUAGCGGCCAACUGUUGUGGUUGUCCUCGCUACCGUAGUGAGUUCACGUGCGAGGAACGGGUACGCGCGUGCGUACUGCAUCGAGCCUGACCUCACUGCCGUGUGUGCGUGCUUUCUCCUUUGCCCGUAGUACUUGGGUUUUCGCCUCCACCGCUUGGAAACAGCGGCGAGUUGUGUUCUGUGUGGUGAUUUCAGUGGUGGUGCUGCGCGGACGCAGGAUCGAACCGUGGCGACUUUGGCGACACCGAGACACCGAUCAUGCGCUGGAUUCGGGCGGACAAGCCGGACUGAUCGUUUCCCGCGACCUUCCCUGAUGACAGCGCUCGGCUGAGGAGACCACGUGCGACUGCGGGCUAGGGUCAAACUCGCCUACCCAGAGUGAUGACAUGAAAAACACCUCAGCACGUGAUCAAGACGCGCGCGCUCGUAGCGUGUGUGAGCCCGACCUGGACAUGAAGGGCUUCUGACCAAAGUCUAGAAACGGCCGUGGCAAGCGAUUGGAGAAGCAGGGGCCGUUUCGCGACGACGCACUUUUAACGAGGAACGGUGUCGACAGGUUCGCAACUUCUAGAUGAGACGCAGUCUUGGCCGACGCGUAGUGGCUUUCAGCGGGACAGAUUGGCAGGAGCGGACGGUCUUGAGGUCGCGUCCGGGAAGUCAGGUCUCCGAGAAGGAUAAGCGGACUCCUGUAGUAGUACCGCGAUGGCUCAGCUGAGUCCCUUGACCAACACGGACAGUCCCCCGCCGUCAUCCCGAGGGGGUAGUAACGGUGCCGCGGUGUCUUCGCGAGACCGAGGCUCCGUGUCGCCUGUGUCUUCCCGCAAGAAGCGUCGCCAGAUGCACGACCCGGACUCCAGCGGCGAGGACGACCUCAGCCCGACGUCGCUCGCGAAGAGGUUCAUGUCCGACGCCGCGGCCGGGACUUCUUCGCCGGCCACGACGCCCUCGACGGACGUCGCUUCUUCCUUCGAGCUCAUUGACGUCACUGAGGACCGGCGCGACCUGGUGAGCGGCCACGCUGCCGCCGCAGCGGCCGCCGCGGCCGCCCUGGGCCCUAUCACGAGCCUCAGCUCGCCGAACCCGAGCACGCCGGGAGCCCUGGGCUCCGGCGCCGGCGGCUCGUUCGCCGGAGGACCCCCUCCGCCGCCGCCGCCGCGGCUGACGCCCUCGUCGGCUGACUUCCAGCCACCCUACUUCCCGCCCCCGUACAACCUGCCGACGCCGACGCAGCAGCAGCUCGACUUCCACGACCCGUACGCGUCGCACCACCUCAACAGUCUCGCCGGUCCGCAGCAGUACCACCAGCUGCACCCGGCCGCGGGACACCAGAGGGGCCUCUCCAGGAGACCCGAGGACGAUCUCCUACAGGCGGCGAACAUGCACCUUCCGGCGUACGGCGAAGGGCGUAGAACCGAACCGACAGCGUACCCCCGGCGGCCCGACGUGCUGGUGCACCACCCGCACCACCACCUGACCGAGCAGGACUUGCUGGGACUGCACGGAGCCGCCGCGGGUCUACCGCCAGGCAUCGUCGACGACGGACAGACCAGCCCCUGCUCCUCGGACGACGGAAACGACUUCCUCGAGGCAGGGAGCGUUGACGACACCAGUCUUUUUGGGAGCGACCACAAUAGUGUCAUACGAAAAGGCAUGAAGGUCCGCAACUCUUCGGAGAACCACAAGGACAUGGUUAUCAGCGGGGGUGUGACGUCCCCGACGGACGUGUUCUGCUCGGUGCCCGGCCGGCUGUCGCUGCUCAGUUCCACGUCCAAGUACAAGGUGACCGUGGGCGAAGUGCAGCGCCGCCUGUCGCCGCCUGAGUGCCUCAACGCGUCGCUGCUCGGCGGCGUCCUUCGGCGCGCGAAGUCCAAGAAUGGCGGCCGCUCGCUGCGGGAGAAGUUGGAGAAGAUAGGACUCAACCUACCUGCCGGUCGGCGCAAGGCGGCCAAUGUUACUCUGCUCACCUCUCUGGUAGAAGGCGAAGCCAUCCACUUAGCCAGGGAUUUCGGUUACGUGUGCGAGACCGAGUUCCCUUCCAGACAGGUGGCGGAGUACCUGUGUAGAAAUCACGCCGAACCAACCGACCUCUACCGCAGAAAAGAAGUGCUGCUUGCCACCAAGGGAAUGGUGAAGGAAUUCGUGGACCUGCUGAACCAGGACCGGUCUCCGCUGUGCAACACGCGGCCCCAGAACAUCCUCGAGCCCAGCAUCCAGCGUCACCUGACGCACUUCUCGCUCAUCACGCACGGCUUCGGCAGUCCCGCGAUCGUGGCCGCCCUGACGGCCGUGCAGAACUUCUUGAACGAGUCGGUCAAGUACCUCGAGAAGCAGAUCAACAGCUACCCCGGCGGCGCGCCGCCUCACCUGGCCUCCGUAGACCCCAAGAAAGAAGACGCAAAGAAGUAGGCCGCAGCCGUAGCCGUAGCCGAAACCGUAGCCUCCGCAAUCGCGAAGGGACAGCCAGGAAGAGGGAGCUGGAGAUGAAGUUCCCCGGGGGGACAACCCGUUAUUUCUUUUUCUUUCGGAAUUGGGAGACCGUGCCAUUCUUGUCGUCCGUCUCGCGUAAUCUCCAGAACCGAAUGCUGGUGAUGUAACCCCGAGAAACGACUCCAGCUUAACACUCCGUGAAUACAGCGUGUUGGCCUUGCGCUGACCGCAAGCGCCGUGUUCUUGAUCCAAACGCGCCGCGCCAGCCUGCAAUCCUACCUACCCGUCCGUCGGCUUGCUUGCUGCCUCCGGUUGUGCUGGUCGCUGUAUACCUGUCUAUGAGAAUUCGUCGCUACUAGGAAAUGCUCGUUCAGUGCUUAACAACGCUUGAUGAUUAUAUAUUGCCACCGGUCGCAUACGAUAGAACGCGGACGAGCACCGGUCGUCUUUUGCGCGCGACAGAAAUUCGGUGCAGUUACGACACCGGUCACGUGACAGACGUUCCCGUAUCAAGAUCAUUCCACUCGCACCGCUCGCAGAAAUAAAAAUAAAAUCAAGUUUUACCUCUCGGUUGGGAACGAGACGAUAGCGUUUGAUCUCGGUGCUCCUCCUCCGGCCCAAAAUUGACCGAAUCUUCCGACAGGCGCUAUGCACGCAGGCUAAAACUCGCUCCUGGGCUAGUUGGUACAUAAUCAGGCUUAAGAGGUUCACGACAGCGAAUGCAUGGACAUCAAAGGCAGUAGAAGUGCGAACUGUAGCAGAAAUGUAAUUGGGCAAAAACUCGCUCCUGUGCUAGUUGGCGCAUGGCACUUGUCUUGUACUUCAGGUCUAUGUAUUUGCUGCCGUGCCAUUCUUAAACACAGGGCUCGUGGUCAGCAAAACUUUGAAACGCCUUUGAGCGUGUUCAAAAUAACACAUUCGCUAUCCUGACCGUUGCUCUGUCUGUGGCCUCCGUGAUGAGCUUCGGUAGCGAGCCUCAGGCGCGCUGCUGGAGCUAAUCGCGGAGGUUACGAUCUGUCCCAUACACUCAAACCUCGAUAUAACGAACACGGAUACAACGAAUUAUCGAUUAUAACGACGUUAUUUUCGUGGCAGAUGUGACUUUGUUAUAAUGAGGUUUGAGUGUACUCAGUGAAUAUUUCUUUACCAGCUAGCUUGGAUUUGGUCGAUGUUUUCGAAGCCGUAAGAGUUGGAAAGGAGCGCGCCGGCAACGACAGGGGGCGCUAGCAGCCGACGGAAGCGUAGUAGUAACAGGCCGCGCGUGCGGAAAGGCUGUAAACGGUUUAGUGGAGGAGUUUGUACUACAACAUAGCCGCACCGUGCCGCUUCUGUGCUGUGAUAUCAACGAGGAGGACGGCGACGGAGCGGCGGUGGUGGUGGUCCAAUCACCACUCGCGGCUUGCUCGUGUGUGUUGUGUGUGUCGUGUUGAACAGUGCUUCGCGGCCACCCUGAAAAUCUUGCUACGGUGCAACACAAACAAUUGUCGAAAGAAACCGCGCGACCUCUUCUCCCGUCUUCUCUCUUCGCGUCCUCCCUUCCCCCAACAACGCCGAACAAAAGAGAGACAAGCUGCUGACACGCGCGCGGCCAUAAGAGAACUGCAAUCUAGGAGUUGUACCUCCGAGUUGCAACGUCCCCGACAAGACGUCAGGACGGGGGAGGUCUCCCCUGCAGCCGCACGCCCUUACGGGGCGGAAUCGCGUCGUGGUGUCGUCGUUCGUCUUGUCUCAUUAUUAUAAUACCCCUGGGUGCCAUAAUGUGUACGUGCCGUGGAACGUGCCACACGUCGUCGUCUAGACGGCGUGACCUUCGCAUCUUCUUCGUCUUCACGCCCCGAUGACGACGUCGAGGCAAGGCACAAGUCUCCUCCGCCCUCAUCUAGCGCGGAGGGAACGACGUCGUCGUCGAAAGCUCAAAUUGUUGCCAAAGCGAGAAUACGCUCGCCCAUCCCCCUUUUUCGACUCACAAGCACUAUCAAUCUGCGUUUUCUCUCGUCGUGAAGUUCUGUUCUUUGUUUUUAUUUUUUAAAACCCUUUAGACCCCUACUGUGCUCGACCGCAAUGCUCGGUCAUGUGUGUGACUCAUCUGUAUUCACCCGGACCUUUCUUCCUGGCAUCUUCUUAGGUGUGUUCUUGUCACUUUGCAAAAGAAACCUCUGCUCACAGUGUCUCUCUUCUCAGUGUGUCUCUUCGUGUGCCGUCCGGAUGCCAGAAUCGGUGCUCGACUGCUUUUGCCGUUGCGUAUUCCGUGGGGUUACAAAAAACACAAAUCGACUGACUCAUUUUCGCACCGCACUUACGCCUGUAAGGUAAACAGUUUUGUCCGUACGGCAGCGGAAAACAAAAAGAUUUUUGAUGCAAGUAUUAGGCGCAUCGCCGAAAGUUGUUUCCGGUUUGUAAAUAUCAGCGGGGAAAGAAUUGUUGCUUCGUGCUCGGCUACCUCUAGCACAACUUAACGUACGGUCACCCUAGCGUGAAAAACGCGCGGGAGCGGGCGACUUGCAACAAGUUUGCUGCCUCGCAAUACGAAUGACGUAAUCAGACUCAGAGCCGUUAUAUGGCGGUUCGCCGGCUUUCCAGGUGCUGCAGAUCGGCUAGACCAAUCGGAAGUCAUCGAUUCGGUCAAGUGCGAAAGUGACGAUUAUAACAAUUUCUAUUGGCGUUUCCUUUAAAAUAGUAUCGCAAAAUGCUCGCGUGGUCUGCGUGAGAGAAUCGUGUAUUACAUCUGUCGCGGCCAACUAUCUUUGAGCACAACACAGGACUACGGGCCCCUGUUGAUAUUGCCAAAGUUCACCGUCAAAACCUGCCGGAAAUGCGAAAGCGACGACAUCACGUCACUUCCGUGACGGAGGAGACGCCGAACAAUGCGGCCGUACCGACUUUACGAAUGUCUAAGCCCGUCCAUUGACACAUUACUUUACGGUAUGCAGCUACAUGGGAAAUGACGCCGAUGGCAGCAGCAGCUGCGUUGAUGGCGCCACAUUGUGAAGCUUUCGUCGGCCAGAACGUUCGCAAACAGUUCUUAUGCCGCGUCAUUGUACUCGCAGGAGGCACAAAAUGAAAUGCACUGACGCUGACGACAUGUCACCCAUGUCCUCGCAGACGCAGAUCGGUAGAACAUUGUUGCUGUAAUUCAAGCUCUCUGCAAGGUCUCCGAGAACGAUUCGCGUAGUCCUGCGUGCUAACCAAGCUCGGAGGCCACGUUCUGCGAGCUCUAGUGCAUUUCACUUUCACAACAUGGCUCCACCAGUGCCGCUGUGUACUUUUACGCCCGCGGUAUUCCGUAAACUGUUUUACAGGCAAGCUAUACGUCUCUAAUAUGUGGGGUAUUCCGUAAACCAUUUUACAAGCAGUCUAUACGUCUCCGUUGUCGGCGGCAUUCCAUAAACUGUUUUACAGGAAUACCAUACGUCUCCAAUGUAGUGGGGUAUUCCGUGAGCUGUUUUAGAGGCAUUUUAUACGUCACCAUUUUCUGGGGUAUUCCGCAAACUGUUUUACAGGCACGGUAUUACGGUCUCUAAUACGCGGUAUAUUCCGUAAACUGUUCUGCAGGCACGCUAUACAUGUCGAUUGUCUCUCUCCUCGUUUUGGCACGAGCGCAUUUCAUGUAGUCGUGGCCGUACACUAAGCCUAACUUCCCGACGCGUAAGUCGGGUUACUCCACCGGCUCCGUGCUCCUAAAUCGGCGUUGUCUUGAAUCAACGUUUUCUGGCAUCUUUCUAAAGCAUCGGAACCGUUUCUGGCUGAUGGAGCCGUCACUUCCGUCGCCCUACGGCAACUCAAGGCAAUAAUCAUCAAGCAAUGCACUUCUUACGUGUUGUAUCUAUAGUGGCCGUGUCAAACAUUGUUCUUUUUUUUCUCUCUAUCUCACAGUGCUGUACCAUACACGAAAGGCGAGUGAUAGCUAAAAUAGAGAAGAAAAAAACAGGACGCGAGUGUCUUCUUUCUUUUGUUGCUUACGUCACAGUAUUCAUGUCGUCACCAGUUUCUGCGGUGCGGCCAAUUGCUCAUAAUAUAAUGAUUUCUUCAUCUCGACGUCAGGUCGCGCUAGAAGUAUGGCGGGGCGCUGCGAAAAAGUUUUUAUAUUUAUUGGUAAAUUACUGUGUUCAUUUGUUUUCUUUUUGAUUUUCUUUAAUCGUACAGCUGUUGCGUUCUUUGCUCUGUGGUGUGUCUCGGUGUUUAACGAGACGUGCCGGCUUAUUUUGAAGGCGACGCUAUUGUGUCAGAAAUUAUUUUUAGUGCUCUAUGAUUACCCAAGGUGCAAUACGUGCUCACUGAGUGAAUGACUGUGCAGUCGACGUAGCCGUAUGAUGUGCGAUCCUUUAUUUUUUUUUUAUCUGUACUCUCACUUGUUCAUACAACUGUUGCUGGCAACCUUUCAAACUUUUCAUUUUGACUUUACCAUUUCGCACAAGGUGGCACUUAGCUUUUUUUUAUGUGUCCCAAUUCCAUUUUAUGUUCAAUUCUUUUUCUUUUAGAAAAGUGCAAACUACCUCAGUCGCCGCCUAAAAGUGUCAGAAAUAUUUGGUGGCUUUUUAAAAAGAUCAUUCGAACAAACGUCGAUCAACUGACGCAUUCACAAGAGAUGCUUUAGGAUAGUUUUACAUGACACUGCUGAACAGUCGCAUUCCAGAGCUGUAGUGGCGUAUUAUUUCGGGAAAGUGUAUUUGUAACCUGAACAGCUCGGUGUCACGUGACCUGGACGGAAACGUCACGUAUUACGUCACUGCUAGAGCGUCACGUCGCUGUCAACUAUAGUGCCCAGUACAUUAUGUGUACACUAUAGCGUCCAGUACAGUAUAGCGUCCGUGCACAACUCUGGUGUGCAGUACAUUAUAGUGUACUGGACACUAUAAUGUAUAAUACAUUCUCGUACGCUAUACUGUCGACCCUAUAGUCGAUAGUAUAGUGUACUGUCGUAUAGUACAGUAUAAUAGUAGUAUAGUGCAGUUACAGUGACUAGUACAUUCCACUACACUAUACUGCCGACCCUAUAGUCGGCAGCAUAGUCUACUGUCGUAUAGUGCACUAAAGUAGUAGUCUGCCUGUAGGAACACCCGUGCAGUAAAGUAGUAGUAUAGUACAGCUAUAGUGUCUAGUACAUUAUAGUGUACUAGACAGUAUCGACCCUGGCUUUCGCAGUAGUAACGUUCUCACUAUUUUCCCCGCAUCACUAGUUCGGCGUCCCCAGUGACACGGGCAAAACUAUGACACUGGCAAAAUAGUCAUACUUAUUCAAUGCCAGGCAGAACCUUGCCUUCCAUUCAAAUUGUACGGCGGUGGUAUGACGUCACAUGACGUUUCAGCGCAGGUCACGUGACCCAGGGCCGUCGAAGUGCAAACAGACUCUCCUCAUCAUUUCACUGGCUUCUGCCAGUUUUGCAUUGUGUGAAUGCCGCAUUACCCUUUCUUUACAGUAUUUUUUUAGUAUUGUUUGGCCCUCAUUUCAGUUCACACGCUCACUGUAUUAAAACAAUUUUUUACGAGGUUUUGUUGUGGACUUUUCAAAACAGUGACGUAUACAGCGUUAACUUCGCUUCUCGCCUCUACAUGCAUUGGGCCCCGAAUGCGAGGGAAGAGAAAAGCUUGUACCAAUGAACUAAGUCCAUCGUGAACAUGCAUACAUAUGUCUAUAGAUGGCCCGUAAUCAAAGGUCUGGCGCUUGGACUUUUUUUUUCUUCGCACAGCGCUUGUAAGAUGACCUGAUACCAAAUUAGUGGAAAUAAAGUGUUCUGUGCGAAUA
Molecule: messenger RNA, 8608 nt
Organism: Rhipicephalus sanguineus (brown dog tick)
Lineage: Eukaryota; Metazoa; Arthropoda; Arachnida; Ixodida; Ixodidae
Gene: TfAP-2
Product: transcription factor AP-2-epsilon
Exons: 7
Coding region: 1141-2844 (567 amino acids)
Biological process (GO): regulation of transcription by RNA polymerase II; regulation of cell population proliferation; anatomical structure development
Cellular component (GO): nucleus
Molecular function (GO): DNA-binding transcription factor activity, RNA polymerase II-specific; RNA polymerase II transcription regulatory region sequence-specific DNA binding
Source: RefSeq, a predicted model, not a curated record